This is a messenger RNA of Aaosphaeria arxii CBS 175.79, 1425 nucleotides long. RefSeq names its product MFS general substrate transporter. Gene Ontology annotation, biological process: transmembrane transport. NCBI's taxonomy places the organism in Eukaryota, Fungi, Ascomycota, Dothideomycetes, Pleosporales. Gene Ontology annotation, molecular function: transmembrane transporter activity. Gene Ontology annotation, cellular component: membrane. The coding region runs from base 1 to 1425 and encodes 474 amino acids. The transcript is spliced from 5 exons. The record is from RefSeq and is a predicted model, not a curated record.
AUGAAAGUCAAGGACAGCGAGGCAGAGCAGAGAGAGCAUGAAGAAGUAAAAGACGACAAUGAAACACGCCGGAUAAUCCGCAAGAUCGACCUGAGACUCCUGCCGACGCUCGCCGUCAUCUACGCUUUCGCGUUGAUCGACCGCGUCAAUCUGCCGAAUGCGCGUAUUGCGGGUAUGGAUGAGGAUCUUGGGUUGUCGAUUGGGUCGCGGUACUCGAUAUUGACAAUGAUUUUCUUUAUCCCGUACAUCAUCUUUCAGUUCCCGGCCAAUAUAGUCAUUCGGAAGCUGGGGCCUGCUGUGUGGCUUCCGUCGUUGGUGGUGGCUUGGGGUGCGGUGAGCAUUGGGAUGGGGUUUGUGACGGAUUGGACUCAGGCGGUUGGGUGUCGUAUCAUUCUUGGUAUCCUCGAGGCAGGAUAUUAUCCAGGAUGUGUUUUCCUGCUCAGCUGUUGGUAUGUUCGCUUCGAGAUUCAAAAACGCUUCUCCGCAUUCUAUCUCCUCGCACUCCUGGCGUCUGGAUUCUCGAACAUCCUGGCGUGGGGGCUCAGUGAACUCAAGGGAAAAGGGGGCUUGAAUGGAUGGCAGUGGAUCUUCGCAAUCGAGGGCGCCAUCACCAUCGUGCUCGGCUUCCUGGGCUACGCAACCAUAGUUGACUUCCCCGACAAAGCCACGAAGCCCAGUCUCGUAACCCGCAAACCGUUCCUGACCGCCCGACAGUCUGAAAUCAUCCUCGCACGCAUUCAGCGCGACAGGGGCGACGCCGUCGUCGACACGCUGACGUGGAAGAAGAUCCUCUUCCACCUCCGGGACUGGAAGAUCUGGGAGUUCGCCUGGCUGUACUUCCUCAACAACGUAGUGGCCUACUCAUUCGGAUACUUCCUGCCCAUCAUCCUGCGCAACGACAUGGGGUACUCGGUCGCGAUGAGCCAGAUCCUCUCCUUCCCGCCGUACGUCGUCGCAGCCGUGUGGAUGUUCUGCACGGCGUGGGUCGCAGACCGGUACCGCAAACGCGGCGCCGUCAUCAUCUUCAACUGCGCGACGGCCAUCAUCGGCGUGUGCAUGAUGGCGUACGUGGAGAAUGAGGACGCGCGCUACGCCGGCGUCUUCCUGGGUGUCAGCGGCGCCAAUUCAAACGUACCGAGCCUGCUGAGCUACAUGCACAACAACAUCGUCGGGCAGAUGAAGCGCAGUAUCGCCAGUGCUCUGCUGAUCGGUGGCGGCGCGUGUGGCGGCAUCGCGGCGGCGAAUAUCUUUCGAGAGCAGGAUGCACCGGAGUAUGUGCCCGCCAUGGCGGUCGUGAUUGCGACUCAGGCGUUGACGAUUCUGCAUGUCGGGAAGAACUUUUGGUUUUAUUCGAGGGCGAAUAGGAGGGCGGAGAGGGGGGAAAUUGUGUUGGAGGGUCAGGUUGGGUUUAGACAGACACUGUAG